This is a messenger RNA of Pisolithus orientalis, 1238 nucleotides long. RefSeq names its product eukaryotic translation initiation factor 4E class I. The coding region runs from base 183 to 1079 and encodes 298 amino acids. Gene Ontology annotation, cellular component: eukaryotic translation initiation factor 4F complex. Lineage: Eukaryota; Fungi; Basidiomycota; Agaricomycetes; Boletales; Pisolithaceae. Gene Ontology annotation, molecular function: RNA 7-methylguanosine cap binding; translation initiation factor activity. The transcript is spliced from 6 exons. Gene Ontology annotation, biological process: translational initiation. The record is from RefSeq and is a predicted model, not a curated record.
GCCGAGGAUACGUAGUUAUUAUUAUUAUUGUUAUUAUUUUCAUCAACGCUCCCACCCAUUGGAAAUCACAAAGCGUCGACUCCUCGCUCGCCUUUUCGAUAGUGGCUUUGACAGUCGUAUCACACCCAAAGAUUCUCAGAAGCAGCCGGAUUGCAUCAAUUUUGUCUUUGUUUUAACCCAGCAUGGCCUCCACGCUCCCUGCAUCCGCUCAGCAAGCCAACAAAGCCGCUCUCAACGCCGCUCUGGCUGAGAACCCAGACAGCAGCAAGCACAAGUCCACGGGGGAUGACUCUGAACCUGGCGAAAUACAGGAAGUCGACAUGCAGGCCCAAGCUGAGGGUAUCCGAACGGUCUUCAGCGACCCCGCCAAUUUCAACGUCAAACACCCCCUUUACUCGGCUUGGACACUUUGGUUUGAUUCGCCGGCUACAAAAGGCCGGAACCUUCCCCAAACCCCCAGUACCGCCUUCCCUCAGACACCGCUUCCUCAGACACCCAGCGCAGCUUCUGCGCAGGGGUGGAUGGAAGACAUCAAACGAGUUAUUAGUUUCGAUAGCGUAGAAGAGUUCUGGGGCUUGUACAACCACAUCGUACCUCCCUCACAACUUCCUCAGAAAGCCAAUUACUAUCUUUUCAAGGACGGCAUCAUCCCGGCUUGGGAAGACGAGGCAAACAAGCAUGGCGGAAAAUGGAGUAUACAGCUGCCAAAGGAAAAGAACAGGGGCAACGUAGACAAAAUGUGGCUUUAUACGAUGCUCGCUGCGAUUGGGGAGACAUUCGACCCCUAUCUUACGAACGCAGAUCCAUCAGACCCUAACCCACAGUCGCUAAUUACCGGGGUGAUCGUCUCGACCCGACCUCAGUUUUACCGACUUUCGAUUUGGACGCGGCUUGCCCCCUCAUUGGAGGAGGACAAGUUGCGUGAGCGAAUCGAGGUCAUAGGGCGGCAUUUCAAGACGAAUGUCCUUGGAUAUCCGGAGCCACAAAAGUUGGCAGGGCCGCUUGCGACCGAGGUGGAGUUCUUGUCCCACAAGGACUCGGAGAAGAAGGGCAAGACAGCGAAGAAGAUCAUUGUCUAGGGCACAUCGCUUUCCUCUUUUUUUCUGUAUGAGUUGGUUCGCAUUUUCCUUCUGGCUGAUUUAUUUGUUUUAUCCGAGAGGCCAGUUUUCGAAUGCUGCGCUGUAGACUCCCAUAGCAAGACCGGUAUAAUGAAUGAAAUAUGUUGUGUGUAGUCUGUA